Molecule: messenger RNA, 1112 nt
Organism: Paramacrobiotus metropolitanus
Lineage: Eukaryota; Metazoa; Tardigrada; Eutardigrada; Parachela; Macrobiotidae
Product: zinc finger CCHC domain-containing protein 10-like
Exons: 4
Coding region: 417-893 (158 amino acids)
Molecular function (GO): zinc ion binding; nucleic acid binding
Source: RefSeq, a predicted model, not a curated record
UUUUUUAAAACUGGCAAAACUGUUAGCCGGAAAGGAAGCAAGUACGGGCCAAGGAUACGGGAACUGGAAGUACGAGUACAUAACUUUAUACCAAAAUGAAAGUCGUAAGCAACCGCCUGUGCGGCGCGCAUGUGAAUCGGUAGACCGCUAAUUCAAAAUUUUUAGUCUUCGCACUCUUUUGGCUUUGAAUUUUCUAUUCUUUUUUCGAAGUUUGUUGUGCUCGUACCGAAAUAUCACUUAAGAAGUUACGAAAAACUAAUAAACAAUAGAAUCAAAAAUCUCGUCGCCUUUAUUCUGUACUCAAGAGUUUUGUGCUUCAAAUAGUGCUCAAGAGUUUUGUGCUUGUGUUUUGUUUUGUUUUGUGCUUCUUUUAUUAAAAGUAAGGUGUCUGCGUAACGGAAGUUUCGUUUUUUGAAAUGCCUCCGACGUCUGCUCCGGGAACCAUUCUCACCAAACUGGCGUUGACGAAAAAAAGUCAACCAGCUCCAGAAAGUAUUCGAUGCCAAAAAUGCUUACAAAAAGGGCAUUGGACGUAUCAGUGUGAUAAACCUGCUAAGUAUGCGUCGCGUCCAUCCCGAACGACAGAGUUGAAGAAAAGCGUCAAACAGCUUGAAGAGGAGCAAAAAAUUGCUAAACUAAAGGAACUUGCUCCACAAAAAAAACGACAGAAAAAUUCAUCGUCCGAAUCCGACUCCAGUGGUCCGGAUUCUUCUUCUGGAUCGUCUGACAGCGACAGUUCAUCCGGUAGUAGUUCGGAAUCGUCAUCGGAAUCUGAUCGAAAGAAGCUGGUUAAGAAAGACAGAAAGCGCUCGAAAAGGAAUCCCUCAUCGUCUUCCGGAUCGACGUUGGGCUCUGCGGACAUGGCCCAGGAAGCUGAUUCCGAAGGGGAUUAGUUGCUUAACAGACUUCCGGUUUGGAUAAUUUUGCUGAUUCUUUUUCUGUGUUUCCUUGAAGUGCGGCUUAAUUUGUUUGCUUAUGGAAAUAAACUUAUCUUUUGAGAUUUAUCCGACGUCCUGCUCCUAAACUCUGUUUGUUUAUUCCUGUUUAUUUACUUGCUUCAAGCUUUACUCGACUUUCGGCCUUUUAUUCGACCAUAAAGCAGAACUUUCUGG